Molecule: messenger RNA, 1655 nt
Organism: Suillus subalutaceus
Lineage: Eukaryota; Fungi; Basidiomycota; Agaricomycetes; Boletales; Suillaceae
Product: cysteine proteinase
Exons: 10
Coding region: 1-1626 (541 amino acids)
Biological process (GO): protein desumoylation
Cellular component (GO): nucleus
Molecular function (GO): deSUMOylase activity
Source: RefSeq, a predicted model, not a curated record
AUGACCAGUCGGAAGAGACAGGCCCCAGAUCCUCUACUCCCAGUGCGUUCUGCUAAAUACCAACGCACAGAAGAGAACCAGGGUAUUUGGAAUCGUUGGCGUCAACUUGGAACUGACGCAUUCACACUUGGCUACGAAACGGUGUAUCUCAAGCCGCGUCCCGACAGCCGGAAAAAACCUAAUCAAAUCGGCUCUUUACCCUCGCAAGCUACCUACUCAGCCUUGCCACCUUGUCUGCCUAUACCAGAAGAGUUCCAUAAAGACUCACAACCAAUGGCAGGCCGCUCGCGGCUUUCAUCUUCUUUACAAUCGCAUUCAGAAUCUUCGAAUGCACUCAAUGGAAACGGAAACUCACCUCCCUCAACCCUCACCGGACACACCUCGGUCACCCCGGUUCCCUCGACAUCGAAGGGACACGUUCAACACAGCCAGUCGUAUGACUUCAUAGGAAGUUCCGCGCACGGGCGAGGAGUGGUCGGCGGUAUUCGUCCUCGGCGGAGUCGAGAUCAUAUAUAUGCUCGUGUUCACAAAGCCAAAGUACAAGAUGAUAGGAAAAAGGACCGCGAAGAGCUGGUGCAAGAACUCUUCCAUUACAAACGCUCUACUGGAUAUACCUCAGAUUUUGAUUCUUUUAAAUCUUUGAUUAAUUACCAAGCUCGACUUGAAAUUCUUGAACGACAUGCACUUUCGCCUUCACCAUCACUAACAGAUCUGCGUGUAAAGCAGUCCUCGCCUGGGCUCUCUCGUAGGCACUCGUUCUCAGAUGAUGUUGAUCCCGACUUCCUAGAACGUGCACUUAGAAAGGCCAGGAAGUCAUUUGAGCUUCCGCCACCUAAACCGUUCUCUCCAUCACAUGAUCGUCUCCGUUUAUCGGCGCGCCACAGAGACGAAGCCAUUGAGAAGCGUCUGCGACCAAAGCUACCCAAGGUUCUACCUCCCGACGCUGACACACAAGUCAACGCGCUCCUGUGCAAGAAAGGAGUCAUUUCCAAGGUUGCUCGAGAAUCUGUUAAUGAUCGCGACCUAUCUCGGUUACUGCCCAGUCAGUGGUUGAACGACGAAAUUAUGAACUUUUAUGGUGCGAUGAUCUUGACGCGCUCGGAGUCCAACCGCGACCCCACCGCAAAGAGAAAGAUGCUGGAUGUCCACUAUUUUAGCACCUUCUUUUGGCCAAAGCUGAAAAACGAAGGCUAUGAGCAGGGGCGGCUAGCGAAAUGGACAAAGAAGAUUGAUAUUUUUUCGAAAGACGUCAUCCUUAUUCCUAUCAACCACAACAAUUCUCAUUGGACCGGGGCUGCCAUCAACUUCCGUCGAAAGCGGAUAGAGUCAUAUGACAGCAUGAAUCUUGACCGACAUCAAGUCUUCAAGGCCUUGCGGAGUUAUCUGGAUUCGGAACAUAGAAACAAGCGAAAGAAACCUUUUGACUUCACUGGGUGGCAGAAUCACAAUCCUGAGGACACACCACAACAGGAGAAUGGUUAUGACUGUGGCGUGUUCACGUGUCAGUUCUUGGAAUCCUUGUCUAGAGGGGAGGAAGAAUUCCAUUUCUCGCAGCGGGACAUGGCGUACUUGCGACGGCGGAUGAUUUGGGAAAUUGGCCAUGCCAAGUUCCUGGAUGGCCCAUGACAAUGGGUCUCCACGCAUUGCUCUUUUUA